This is a messenger RNA of Nematostella vectensis (starlet sea anemone), 1670 nucleotides long. RefSeq names its product clathrin light chain. The coding region runs from base 56 to 652 and encodes 198 amino acids. Gene Ontology annotation, cellular component: clathrin coat of coated pit; clathrin coat of trans-Golgi network vesicle; plasma membrane. Gene Ontology annotation, molecular function: clathrin heavy chain binding; structural molecule activity. The record is from RefSeq and is a predicted model, not a curated record. The transcript is spliced from 5 exons. Lineage: Eukaryota; Metazoa; Cnidaria; Anthozoa; Actiniaria; Edwardsiidae. Gene Ontology annotation, biological process: intracellular protein transport; clathrin coat assembly; clathrin-dependent endocytosis.
AUUCAUCCGGGACUUCGGUACCUCCUGUCCCCUCUCGCGCUCCCACAAAUCCAACAUGGCUGACUUACUAGGAGACGAUACCUUCUCUGACGAACAGGCCGUCGAUCCCGCAGCCGAGUUCCUGGCAAGGGAGCAAGACGACUUAGCAGAACUAGGGGAAGAUUUAGGAGGCCCUAACAGUGAUGUAGAGGGUGUUGGUUUUGACAUGUCGGGAGGUGAAGAGCCGGUUAUGAAUGGAUUUGAGGAUGAGGGGGAAAGUUCGGUAUCACAACAGACAGCUCCAACCCCUGUUACAAGAGAAGUUGAACACGAAUCAGUCAGAAAAUGGAGGGAGGAAAAGGCUGCACAGCUGGAAAAAAUGGACGAAGAAGAAAAGGCAGAAAUAGAGGAAUGGCGGGAACAAGCACAUAAAGAAUUAAAUGACUGGUAUGAUAGGAGAAAUGAGCAACUCGGAAAAACAAAGAAUAGUAAUAGGGCAGACGAAGAAUCUUUUGUAGCAGAACGUGACGACACCUCUACGCCUGGCACAGAGUGGGAGAAAGUGUGUCGUGCAUGUGACUUCAACCCAAAAGCGACGAAAAACACAAAAGAUGUGUCUCGGAUGCGCUCCAUCUUCCUGCAGCUUAAGCAAAACCCACUAGUGCGAGAUUAGCGAAACAUGGACCUGGGGAAUUUGUAUCUUAGACGAUUUCAAAUUAUUAUUGUCAUUCAUAUAAGUAAAGGUACUGACUACCUGGAAGGUCACCCAGGGAAAGGUUACACUGUAGGCUAUUCUUGUGUAAUUGUAAGUAUAGAGUUCGGAAGCACAGUGUUUUAGUGUAGGAUGGUACAUAUAGCAUUAGGGUUUCCGGCCCCUUUUAUUUGGCAUCGUUUUCUUGUGGCAUGUUUGUAGAUCUGGGGAUUGUUUUGAUGGUAACUUUUUGUGACUGUGAUAUUUAGCACUUUUUGGUACAAUCAGCGUCGCAUGCUUUUUGUGACAAUCAAACAGAGUUCUGAUUGGUGCUCUGAUCGGUUGCAUGACCUUUCCUGCUAAUUGCAUUGAGCUGUGAUAGGUGGAAUCGCAUUCAUUUGCUUUGUACUGACAUCAAAGGAACUCAGGAAAAGAAUUAUACUGUGGUAUAUAGCUCUUGUUGGUCAAUUAAGUUCUAGUCUGUCUGACAAAAGAAUUGUGACUGUCAAUGUUUUUUUUUGUUGUUGUUGUUGAUUUGAUCUUUUUUUUUUUAAUAAUGCAAACAUAAUCCAGCUUGGCUUUUUGCUGAAGUAUUUCACACAAAAGCCCACCCUUUGAUGACAAAUCUAAAAUCAGGCCAAAGCUCUCCAGCUUUCAGGAAAGCUUUUAUAUAUGCAGAGAUCCCUAGGCUAAAGUCCUUAUAUUUAUUACUCAGGGAAUCACGCUAAAAAGAGCACUUGAUAAAAGCAAUUGUCUGACAAAACACAGAAAAUGAUUCCAAAUCCAAGACUGCUAUACUGUAUAUUGCUAUUUUGUAGGCACCAGGUUCUUGGAAAGUCCUGGAUUUAAAACUCGUGCUUCUGAAGUGUAAUUAUUAUGAAAGCUCAUUCUGUCAAUGAUAAAGCAAUGGAAAUUAGGUUAACCAUACGAGGCACGCGCUGUACGCAUGCGCAGUAUUGUGAUUCAUGUCAUAUCUACUAAUAAAUGUUAUGUCUUUUUA